Thunnus maccoyii (southern bluefin tuna) is the source of this 820-nucleotide messenger RNA. RefSeq lists its product as uncharacterized. The coding region runs from base 101 to 808 and encodes 235 amino acids. NCBI's taxonomy places the organism in Eukaryota, Metazoa, Chordata, Actinopteri, Scombriformes, Scombridae. The record is from RefSeq and is a predicted model, not a curated record. The transcript is spliced from 2 exons.
GUUAAAAAUAACUGAUAUCUAUUUAUGAUCAUCAGUAAUUCACUCUCAUGUCUCCUUCUUCUCUCCUACAGCUGAUGGUGUUACGAGCCUCCGGGUGCUGAUGUGGAACGGCUGUGUGUCUCUGGUUCCUGACAGCCUGGUUUUGCCCAUUUCAGCCUCUCACCAUGACAGAAUAGUCAGGGAGCUCCAAAUCCCAACAUCAGCCCCCAGUUGUUCUUGGCUUUGUGCUCGCAGCUCUUCAUGCACCCCCCAGCUGUUCUGCACCGACUACUGUCAGUCAGCAUCUUCAUCUUGCUGCUGUUCAAUCACAAACGCCUGGUCCUGCAUAGUUCCACCAAGUUGCAGGUCUAGCCUCGGACGGAUGGAUGGAUUAGACAGGGCAGAGCGAGAUAAACAGGUGGAACUCAAAGAUACAGAUGUACUGAGAAGUGACCCUGAGGCGCCGUCUUCCUCCUCCUCAUAUCUUUCUGAGGAUGAGACCAGAGCAACAUUUCCUCCUGCUGUUAAACUGGGGAGUAAACAACAGCGUCCUCCCUGGAGGUACUGGAGGAGAACAGGCCCAGAGCCACAGCACAGACAGCCAGGGGGUUCAGUGCCCAGAAGGGCAUCACCUCCUGCAAGAUUCGGCUUCCCUGCCCCACGGAUGAGCGCCUCGCCCAAUCACAGCUCUCUGUUUCAGACUCUUCCUGCUGCUAAAGGAAGAAGAGCGAACGUCAGAGAUGUUUUUGGAAUGACUAAGUUUAAACCUCGACCACCCGUGGGACUGCAGCCUUUCUCAGCCAACAACACCAGUGCUGUUUACACAUAAUGUCAGACUACA